UUUGACACGGUGCUCUGUAAGGGGCGACGGAACAGGAAAGCGUGCAGUGUGGAGGAGGAGGAGGUGUGCAGGAUUAAGCAGCCGCAGUCUGGCAGCAGUGAUGCCCAGAACCUCCACCCGAACCUCAGCCAGAACCAGGCUCUAAUACAUCACUCUGUGACCCGGAGCUGAUGAGGCUGUGGUCCUUCAGUGAGAGUGUAUGUGAGGAGAACCUUUAGCACCAGGGUCCAGCCUGAGAGAGAGAGAGAGAGAGAGGACACCUACAGCAGAGCAAGAAUGAAGAGACUGCCCAUCCUGGCCCUCCUCCUGUGGAUAUGCUCCAUAUUUUAUGUGGGUAUCUACCUUUUCGUGGGGGGUUUUCUGCUGGUGCGGUUGGAGGUGAACAGGACCAGCACCUGUGCGGACGUCUUGCCUCCGGGUGCUGACGUGGCGAGGGGAGAUUUCUGCCUGAAGGAACCGCGCUUCCGCAGGGCCGUGGUCGUCAUCAUCGACGCCCUGAAGUCCGACUUCGCCCGCUACGACCCGGAGAACACCUCUCCCAGAGCCUUCGAGAACAAACUGCCCGUCCUGGACGAGAUGGCCUCGUCUCGGCCGUCUCAGUCCAGGCUGUACACCUUCAGGGCGGACCCACCCACCACCACCAUGCAGAGGAUCAAGGGAUUCACCACCGGUUCCCUGCCCACCUUCAUCGACGUAGGAAACAACUUCGCCUCCAGCGCCGUCCUGGAGGAUAAUCUCGUCCACCAGCUGGGGCAGGCAGGAAAGCGGGUUGUCUUUAUGGGAGAUGACACUUGGGUCAGUCUUUUCCCCAGGAAGUUUCACCGCUCGCUUCCCUUUCCCUCCUUCAAUGUGAAAGAUCUGCACACCGUGGACAAUGGAAUCCUCCAGAACAUCUUCCCUACCAUGGAAGGAGAUGACUGGGACGUGCUGAUCGCUCACUUCCUGGGUGUGGAUCAUUGCGGACACAGGUUCGGCCCUGAUCAUCCAGCCAUGGCGGAGAAGCUCACGCAGAUGGAUGGAGUCAUCAGGUCAGUGAUUAAUCGGCUGCAGAACGACACUCUUUUGGUGGUGAUGGGAGAUCACGGGAUGACGGAUACAGGAGAUCACGGUGGAGAAAGCCUGAAGGAGACGGACGCUGCUCUCUUCCUCUAUAGCGGAUCCCCCCUGUUUCCUGCCCCCAGCUCACAGGUGGAGCCGGAGGUUGUGCCCCAGACUGAUUUAGUGCCUACCCUUGCCCUUCUGCUGGGGGUGCCCAUACCCUACAGCAGCGUGGGACAGGUUCUACUGCCCCUUUUCCCACACAACAACAGCCGGGCUGCACCUACAGGCCUCAGCCAGGCGGAGGCGCUGUGGAUCAAUGUCAAACAGGUGAACCGGUUCCUAGAGACCUACUCCAGCAUGGCCAAAGACAUCCCAGCAGACAGCCUGUCCCAUCUCCAGUCUCGCUUCACCCAGCUCUCCUCCCAGUACCUGAGCUCCGUCAGUAAAGGAGCUCCUCCUUCACCUGAGCUGGUGGCCUCCAUGCAGGCGUACCUGAGCUCCGUCAGGGAGACCUGUCGCGCCUCCUGGGCUCGGUUUAGCCCUGUGAAGAUGGCGGCAGGUCUGCUGGUUAUGGGUCUGGCGUGUGUGGUGUGCUAUGUUCUCUCAGAGCUGUCCCUCGUGGUCCUGCAGGAAGGUGUGCUGAAGAUGCCGGUGGUCUCUGGGUUGGUGGUGGGCGGAGCUGUAGCUGCAGGUCAGAUCUUCAUGUGGGGAUUUGUGGAGGUUUUGUGGUGUGUCGGAGUCGUGGCGCUGAUAACCGAGGUCAUGGUGCUGUGGAGGGUUCGGCGGGCUUUUACACGCAGCAGCUCUCGUGGUCAGCUCUCUCUCUGGCUCUCUCUUCUGCCUCCGCCGCUGCUCAUCCUCCUCCUCCGCUGCUCCUCGUUGCUCUCUGAUAGCUAUGUUAUCUCUGAGGGACGCGUGGUCACCUUCCUGCUCUUCACGCUGGUCCUCUACGUUCCUCUCCGGCUGAACUGGGACGGGCUCCUAGUGCCCGGUCCUCCUCCGGACACGCAGAAGCCUCCUGGGCUCCUCCCGCCCAGCCUGCCCCUCUCUACGGUCCGGCGGGAGGGCGCCGCCCUGCUGGUCAGUGUGGGCGUGUUGGUGGGCUGCCUCUACCUUUCCCUGUCCUUCCACAGCUGCCGUGAGGAGCAGGGGUCCUGCCAGCCCUCGGCGUUCCUCACGCCGCUCUCGCGGGUGCAGGACAGUCGCAUGCGUAACCUGCACUACAUCCUGUCGCUCGUCUCGCUCUCUGCCUGGGCCUUCCUGCUGCACCGCUGGCUGAGACACUACGGAAACUUAAACUGCACCAGCGUGACGGUGUUCACCGCUCGCUUCCUCCUUCCUCUCGCCUCCAUCUGCAUGGGUCUGCACUGGGCGGUUAGUGCCACGCCGGAGGACAGCUUCAGGAACCUGGCUGAGCUGAUUAGCCUGGCGCAGGUGGCUUUGCCGCGGGUCGCCUUUGGUCUGCUAGGCCUGGGGCUGCUGCUGCUGUGGCUGGACCCUCUGACCGUGUUCCUGAAGACCCGGGCGCCUCUGAACUCCCGUGCUCCCUCCAUGCCCCCGCCCAGGUACCGUGCCAGCACAGGAAUCAGCCCUCAGGCAGAGCUGCACCACCUCAUACCGCAGCUGUACCAGCGCAUCCGCCGGUCACUGGAGGACGGCGGGUCUGAGGGGGCCGAGGCGGACGGCAGGCCGGCUGUGGAGGCGUACGGGCUGGGCACGGUGUACUCGGCUCCGCUGAUCCUGCUCUGCGGGAUGCUGGGUCUGGGGCUGCUGCUGCUGCACCCGGAGGGGAUGGCACUGUCCUUUCUGCUGAUGCUGCUGCAGGCGGCGGCAGUGCUGCACCUCCACACCUCCUCCAGCACUCUCUCCAGCCUGCAGAGUCACUCCAGUAAGCUCAAUGUCUUCAGUGUGCCGUGGGCUCCAGUGGUUCUGUGGUCUCUGGCUGCCUCCCAGUUUUUCCAUGCCACUGGCCACCUGCCCACCUUCCCCUCUAUCCAAUGGGGUGCUGCGUUUGUUGGGUUCCCGCAGGGCCACUCCGGCACAGUACUUCCCGCCACACUCGUCACUCUGAACACCUUCGCUUCACACAUCCUCUUUGCAGUGGGGUGUCCUCUGCUGCUGUUCUGGCCGCUGGUGUGUGAGGUGCGUGGGACUCGGGCCGGGCGCUCGGGUGGAGGGGAUGACGGGGAGGACGUGGUUAUGGAGAUGAGGCUUCGGGAAAACCCUCAGCAGUUCAGCUCAGCACUGCUGCAGCUCACACUGCGCUACCUGUUCAUCUGUGGAGCUCAGGUGUUUGCAUCAGUGUGUGCUGCAGCAAUCCUCAGAAGGCACCUCAUGGUGUGGAAAGUGUUUGCACCCAAGCUAAUGUUCGAGGCUAGCAGCUUCAUCGUGAGCAGUGUGUUCCUGCUGGUGGGAGUCGCUCUGGUCAUGCGGGUGGACGUGGCUGUGGCUGGCUUAUUUCAGAAACUCCUUCCACAGAACUCCAGGUAGCACUGGAGGUCACCAUCCCUCUCCUACACAACUGCCAACGCCGUGAAGGAAACCAGCGACCUGCUCCUCACACUCCUCCGCAGGCCUGCUGCCGCGACGGGACCAAAGUGGACGUGAAAGACCUCUGAUUCUCCCAGCUGGUAGAGGAGAACCAGACCGCUGCUGAUGUUCUACACUGGUUUUGUUAAACACAGACUCUCUGUACUCUCUUAUUCGGAGCCGCUCUUGGCACCGUUGCCUUUGUAGUUGAAGAACUUUUGAAGUAGACGUGGGAGAGAUAGUGAAGCAUGCCUUUAUAUACUGCCAUAAACACCACUGACUCUUCCACCUGUUUACUGAAGGGCUGGAAGGACUGGACGAGGCGUGGAGAGCUACUGUGAUGAACGUCUGCUGUGUGACCUCGAGAAAGAAUAAUAAAGUACUGUGCAGAGGUUUUUUAAUACCUAAUUCCAUGAUUAAUUGUAACUAAAAAGUUUUUCAGCAAUAAUAUGCUUUAUAUACUACAAAAAAACGUAGAUCCCUUUGAAACACAAAUACAGUAAAAAAAAAGAUCAAAUUGUUGUUUUGAAUUUUGAAGUAGUUGAAAUCUCAUGAGCUUCUCUCAACCCCUUUCCACCAAAUAAGGAACUCCUGGUUCUGGAACUGGUUGUGUUCAUUGCUAUAAGAACCUUGGUGCUUUUUAUUUUUUAUUAUUAUAGAAACAAUGCUUCACCUCCUGUCUCUGCCGUUAUAUCAGAAAAUGACUGUUAACAGAUAGAGGCAGCCCUAAUAGAGGCAGUCCUAAAUGAAAGGGAGCGAAUGGAGCUAAAUUGCUAAAGACUCUUGCUUAAAUAAGGAACUGUCCAGGAUAUUCCUUUAAUUUUAGAAAAAGUAGAACAGUGCGCUUUGCUAAAAUAAAAGCCAAGAAAACAUACCUCUAUAUUUCAGUUUUUUUUCUACAACAAGCAGGUUUUAGGCUGUAGAUUCGCUAGCAUUACUGCUACUAAUGCAGAAGUUACACCCUAAACAUGAGUGUAACUCGGAAGUUAUGAAUAAAUUGUUCACUAUACAAUUAUUAAAAUUAAAAAAAAAAAAUUCUUCCAUAUGAACCUAUUUAGUAGGGGUGUCACGAUUCUCUAAAUCCUCGAUUCGAUUUUAUUUCCGAUUUUAGGGUCACGAUUCGAUUCGAUUCUCAAUUUUCCUUUUAUAUUUAUAUAUGUAAAAUAUCAGAGUAUAUAAAAAAACAGAGUAUAAUAAAAAAAAACAGAGUAUAAUAAACUCUUGCUACCAAAACGUUACCCUGAAACUGUGAUUUAGGCUUUCCAAAUAUAGUACAUGAACUUCUUACUGGAAACAUGCUCUAAUAUUGUGCUUCUUUUGUCUUUUUACCUUUAAAUAUACACAUAGGAGUAGCACGGUUUGACAGGGUAGCACAACUCGACAGAACACCUGAUGACUGGGCUCGCUGUGUGGGCGUAUCCGUGACGUUUUUUUAAUUCAAAUGAAGCAACAGGUGUAGUCCAUCAUAAGUUUAAGAUAUUUUAUCAACCUCACUGUGAUCUAUAGUUCUAUAAGUCCAUUUUCAGCUUCUCCUCCGCGGUUGAAAGGCAGCUGUUCCUUGUGUGAGAGGCUUGUGUGUGUGUGUCUCUAUCACACAGCGGAACUUUUUGUCGGAGGGUGGGGCUGCGCUCAUGCAGGCGCUCUCUCUCUGUGGAAAAACCCUGGGCUACAGCGUGCUGCGCCAUUUGCGUAGUGCGCGCUUGUGUAGCUUAGCGGGAGGGAUCGUCAAUCCUCCUUUUGACUUUGAGGCUCGAGACUAUACCAUAAUUUCGAUCGAUUUCGAUAAAAUAUCGAAAUCGUGACACCCCUACUAUUCAGCUUGCUUGUAGCAUUUUUCCCCCUUGGUUUGGGUUUGUUUUCACACAGGCAAAAACCUAAAUGCAACAAAAUGCACCCUAACAAACCAUGCAAGCACAUUGACUCCUCUGACUGGUAGCAAUAACAUACAUAUAGCAAAAAGGUUCUUUGUUCCAGACCUGUAUGUUCUUUUGUGCAGUGUAAAGAUUUUUUUAACACUGAACGCUGAUAAUUGACCGCUGUAAUUCCAAUCAGUGUUUUAAUGAGUAGUGCAGCGUCCAUGCAGUUGUGUCGGUACGCCAAAUCACACAACAUUCACAGUGAAAACAGCUUAGCAUGGAGCAGCUGUAGUUAUUAUCUGAGUAAUAAAUCAGGCUGAACUGCACCUGAAAGUCUGUAUAGCUCAAAAAUGAGCACUAUGUGUGAAAACUAACACCACUUUUUUAAUGAAUCUUAUCAGUGCUAACAAUCUGAUAUAUGAUAGCGUGUUACUGAGGUGAGGUGAUAACACUUACUGCGUAGAUAAGGAGCAUUUCAUUGCAGUUUUCACAGGGGCUUAAAACUUCUGCACAGUACUGUAUGUAUUCAGAGCACUACGUAUCUACGUAUCAGAAUUUUUGGGGUACUAAGCUAGUUUUGAUCCCAGUCACUUUUAAUAUAGAGCCAUUUUACAAUUGUUUUUUUCCAAAUGAUUUUUUUUUGUAUGUUUUUAGGGCCAAAAUCAGCCUGUUUUGAAUAGGACACGCUUACCAGUAUACAUACAGCUCUGUAUAAAAUUAAGAGACCACUUCAAUUGCUGAAUCAGUUUAUCUGAUUUUGCUAUUUAUUGCUAUAUGUUUGAGUAAAAUGAACAUUGUUGUUUUAUUCUAUAAACUACAGACAACAUUUCUCCCAAAUUCCAAAUAAAAAUAUUGUCAUUUAGAGCUUUUAUUUGCAGAAAAUAAGAAAUAGCAGAAAUAAAAAAAUAUAUGCAGAGCUUUCGGACUCAAAUAAUGCAAAAAAAACAAGUUUAUAUUCAUAAAGUUUUAAGAGUUCAGACAUCAAUAUUUAGUUUUAAUGCAUCUUGGCAUCAUGUUCUCCUCCACCAGUCUUACACACUGCUUUUGGAUAAUUUAUGCCUUUACUUCUGGUGCAAAAAUCCAAGCAGUUCAGUUUGGUUUGAUGGCUUGUGAUCAUUCAUCUUCCUCUUGAUUAUAUUCCAGAGGUUUUCAAUUUGGUAAAAUCAAAGAAACUCGUCAUUUUUAGGUGGUCUCUCAUUUUUUUCCAGAGCUGUGUUUGAAUGAAUGGAGUCUGCCAUUUGUUUACUGAAGGGCUGGAUGAUGCUACUGUGAUGAACGGUGACCUCAAAAAAGUGUUCAGUACUACAGAAAUAUACAAUAUUUGGACUUACAGUGUCUUUAAAUCAUUCAAUAUUUGAUAAAUUAGGAUUUAUUGUCUUAACUUUUAUGUAUUUUUUUUUUCCUUAUAUGGCCUAUAAAAUAUUUCUUCGGAUUUUGAAUUUUCAACUUUCGUUUUGUACAUUUCCAUGCAAUCGAAAGUAAAAAUGCAAAAUUUUGAGAUUAGAAGUCAAAUUUUGCCAAGAAUAAGUAUUUAUUUUACUGUAACAGUUUAACAGCACAAAAGGAGGACUGAGGGUCUGAACUCAGAUUUAAGAUUUAAAGCCAGUUUAUUUCUCUUUUUUAACUCUUAUCUUAGCAAUAACCACCUGUUCUCAGUUUCAGGUUCAGUCCAGUAAUGUUACAGCGUUAACGACGGACAGCGUCUGUGUCAGUAUCUUACCUGUGCUCAGCUGCUCUGUCAGGUAAGAGAAAGUGGUCACUAGCUUUAUCGGCUGCCUUGAGUGAUGUGCUCUGAUUUAUUUCAGCUCAGUUCACAUCCACUGCUGUUGUUAUUUAUUUCUAUUGUUUUUUUUUUUUCAUAUUUUGGUUUUAAUGGGGAAAUAUUGAAGCAUGACCAGAUCCACUUUCAGCCAGAAUCUAAUAGCUGUAUUACUGCUCAUGUGGUACGCUGUGUGUGUAUAUGUGGUAUGUAUGUUUAUGGCGAGAGCGUGUGUGUGUGUAUGGCGAGUGUGUGUGUGUGUGUUGGGGACUGUUUUGGCAGGUUGUUUUAAAACCUUGUCGGUGGAUUUUUACUAAUGUAUUAACAGACAGAAGGAGGGUGAAUUCAAGGGUGUGACUGAAUCUUUUUAAUUGUGUUAAAUGAAAUAAUGUGAAUAAAGGAAGGAAAUCGAUUAAAUAUUUUAUACAAUUUAAA
Astyanax mexicanus (Mexican tetra) is the source of this 7620-nucleotide messenger RNA. RefSeq names its product phosphatidylinositol glycan anchor biosynthesis, class O (gene pigo). The record is from RefSeq and is a predicted model, not a curated record. Gene Ontology annotation, molecular function: mannose-ethanolamine phosphotransferase activity. Lineage: Eukaryota; Metazoa; Chordata; Actinopteri; Characiformes; Acestrorhamphidae. The coding region runs from base 277 to 3531 and encodes 1084 amino acids. Gene Ontology annotation, biological process: GPI anchor biosynthetic process. Gene Ontology annotation, cellular component: endoplasmic reticulum membrane. The transcript is spliced from 13 exons.